UUCUGACAACAUUCCAAGGCUUGAGAAAGUAAUAGGGUUAUAAGAAGAUUAAGGCUGACUGAAACUGAUCAUUAUCUACAAUUCGCUAAAAUGUACGUGCAAAUAGAGACAGAAAAGAAUGUAGAGAACGAAAGUAUUCUUGUGGAUUUAAGAAGUGACACACUAAGCAAACCCACCAAAGCGAUGAGAAUGGCAAUGUUAAAUGCAGAAUUAGGCGACGACGUUUAUGGAGAGGAUCCCACUGUGAUAAGACUAGAAGAAAAAGCUGCAAAGCUGCUCGGAAAAGAAGCCGCACUUUUCGUUACAUCUGGAACUAUGGGAAACUUAAUAGCGAUUAUGAAUCAUUGUGAUGUUCGAGGAAGCGAAGCUUAUUGUGGGGAAGAAUCACACACAAUGUUGCAUGAACAAGGAGGUGCAGCUCAAAUAGCCGGAGUGACACUUUGUCCAUUGGCCAACAAUCGGGAUGGAACUUUUGAUCUUAAAAAACUGGAAUUAAAAAUUAAAGGAGAUCGACAGCACGAACCGAUUUCAAAAUUAGUCAUUGUUGAAAACACUUUCAACGGGAAGAUUGUCCCACAAACUUGGAUCCAGGAUCUCGCUAAAAUAACUAGGAAACACUCCCUCAAAUUACACAUGGAUGGAGCCAGAUUAUGGAACGCGUCUGUAGGUUCCGAUGUACCUGUUGCGGAAAUUGUUUCCGAAUUCGACUCGGUGACUUUCUGUCUGAGUAAAGGCUUAGGAUCACCAGCAGGAUCUCUUCUUUGCGGAUCAAAGUCGUUUAUCGAGAAAGCCAGAAGAGGAAGAAAAGUUUUGGGCGGUGGGAUGAGGCAAGUUGGAGUUCUUGCUGGAUCUGGUUUGGUGUCUUUGGAAGAAAUGGUACCGUUGUUGAAGGAAGAUCAUAGAAGAGCCGCCAAGUUAGCCAAAGCGAUCAACGAUCUGGGAUCGAAGGCUUUUAGUGUUGAUUUAAAUGAGGUGCAGACAAAUAUGAUUUUCGUAAACAUUUCUUCGGAGAAAGUAACUUCUGCAGAUUUUGUGCAGAGACUAAAGAGUGUUGAGAGUGAUGAUCCUGAUGAUAAAAUCAUUGUUCGAGGCUUGGCUUUGACACCAACCUCAGCGAGAUUUGUCACAUAUUAUGAAAUCAAUGAUGAAUUAGUUGAUGCUGCUAUUAGGAAAUUUUCCUAUGUUGUGAAACAACUGGAGUGACUUUAUUUUCUGACCAGAAUUUCCAGUUUUCUGACCCAA
Messenger RNA from Belonocnema kinseyi, 1242 nucleotides. Its product is annotated as L-allo-threonine aldolase. NCBI's taxonomy places the organism in Eukaryota, Metazoa, Arthropoda, Insecta, Hymenoptera, Cynipidae. Gene Ontology annotation, molecular function: L-allo-threonine aldolase activity. Gene Ontology annotation, biological process: glycine biosynthetic process; L-threonine catabolic process. The transcript is spliced from 5 exons. The record is from RefSeq and is a predicted model, not a curated record. Bases 91 to 1203 code for a protein of 370 amino acids. Gene Ontology annotation, cellular component: cytosol.